AGCCAGUUACGAACUCCCUCCUUGGAUAAUUUGGCAAGGAACUUAUUACCGACUUCUUGAAAAAGCUACAGGGAAGAUUGAACGCACGGUCGUGAUGAAUUCUUCUGUUGAAUCGGCUGGCGGUGGCUCAAUACGCGAGCGGAUGGCCAUGCUGCAGUUGAACCAAGUUGCGCGCAAUACUCCAACUCUACCCGCGGGGGCGGGACCGCCUGCGCCCCCGCCUCCUCCUCCAAAGAGGAUCCCACCCCCGCUCCCCGCGAGAAAGACGAGUCGCUUAUCAUUGGCUAGCUACCAUAGCUCGAGCUCUGGUUCGGAUGGAAGUAGCAUCACCAGCAUUGGGUCUAACCCUCCAGUUUACACUGGGAAGGAAUCUCUACCUACGCAGUUCGCAGGGAAGCCGAAAGUCCACGAACAAUUGAAAAAAUCCCCGCCUUCGCUUCCGACAAGGUCGAAGCCAGCACCGGUGCUCCCUCCGCGAGAUCCACCGCUUCCUUCGAGGUCCAAUACGAGCCCCACACAGAACCAGGCACAGCCCCAACCGACUCCCCGGCGAUUGCCUCCGCUACCCUCAAUUUCCGUUCCUCCUCUCCCGAACCGACCGAAACUCCCCGUUGAAUCUCAAAUGGAAUCCACCAUCUCCCGUGGCCCACCACCAGUACCCCUCUCGACCCGCCCAGCUCUGAGUCGUUGUCCUUCCCCUUCUAUGCCAUGCCUUGCUUGUUACGACUUUUCGGGGCCCGAUAAGCACGCGUCACUACCUCAAUUCGAGAGGACUCGUGUAGGAUCGUUGCAGCAGCUGGCGGUCGGCUUAACGGCCCCUUUCUCAAACACGCUGGACCGGGCUAGAGCCAUAUUCACGUGGCUACAUCAUAAUGUUUCCUACGAUGUUCAUGGCUUUCUUAGUGGGAAAAUGGCAUCCCAGGACCCCGAGGAAGUGCUCCAGAGUGGAACGGCUGUGUGCGCCGGAUAUGCCGAACUGUUCAACAAACUUUCUAGCUUUGUGGGGUUGGAAACAAAGGUGGUUUCAGGUCAUGGAAAAGGUUACGGUUUUAUUCCAGGAGAGCCCUAUAACAGGAAUCAUGCCUGGAGUGCAAUAAAAAUGGAUUGGGGCUGGCAUCUAAUUGACUGUUGUUGGGGAUCGGGUUCCAUUGAUGGCCCCCCAAAUCCCGGUUAUAAUAAGCGCCUAGCUCCAGAACACUUUAUAAGCACCCCUAACGUCUUCGGAAGAAGGCAUUUCCCGGAGGAUUCAAGUUGGCAAUGCAGAGAAGACGGAAGGAUAAUAGACUGGGAGGAAUACAUGAUGCCCGACCAGGAGGAGCCCGAGCCACUACGUUACUCAUCCUUUGGAGAAGAGUUUGGGUUCUCAGAGAAGGCAGUACAGCCUCCCAGCAAUAACAUUGAUUUCUUCGCCGGGAGGAGGACAGCAUUCUCCGUUGGCCUUCUAUGCGAACACAUGUCGCGGAAAGAGGAAUGGGUCCUCUUCCUAGUCAUAGGCGAGUUUAGCGAUAAGAAUUGGGCAUUAAUGGAUAGCGAUGGGCGGGGACGAUAUCAUAUUGAAGUCGAGCUGCCGGAUCAGCGAGGGCUCAAGGUCGGCUUAUACCGUGCUACAACAUGGAAAGGGCGUGAUGCCAAAGGAUUGUCGGCAAAGGAGUGGCAGGCCGAGGUUGGUGGGGUGGCGUGGGGUUGGAGUCCUAUCAUUAUUUGGGGUGCCGAUAAAUAGGCCUGAAUCGGGUAAACGCAUCUCUAGAUGCCUAGGGUUAUGUCCUAAUGAGUAUGAAUUUGUAAUCACAAUCGCUCUCGAGUUUUUGUUUUAAGAAGAAUGACCGGCACCUGUAUGUAGAGUCUAGUUCUUAACUAGGUUUAUAUGUGAGCGCAAUCAUAAUA
Messenger RNA from Tuber aestivum (summer truffle), 1884 nucleotides. NCBI's taxonomy places the organism in Eukaryota, Fungi, Ascomycota, Pezizomycetes, Pezizales, Tuberaceae. The record is from the annotation of a GenBank genome assembly.